UGGGAAGACCUGCAAAAUACAGAAAAGUAAAAAAUGUAGCUUUAAUUCCUCAUAGGUUUCAUCUAAGUUAUCGUCAUCAGAGCAAACUAAUCACAGUAAGAAAACAGCAACAGAUUCUUACAGCUUCUCUUUGGACUUGCUGUUUCUGCACUUAGGGAUGAGGUGUAUACCCUACUGCCAGCUCAGGGUCCCCUGGACUGUGCCCACAGCAAGUUUCAAGUCCCAGGCAAGAUUUUGCUUUGGUCUAUGAAUCCUGGUGUAUUGCUCUGAGUUCAGGUUCUUGGUGUAAUUCUGUACUGAUUCCUGUUUUGCUUGUUACAAGCCUUCCAGUGUUUCUGAGGUACCAGCAUGUUGCUGACUGAUAAACUUUACAAGCUUUAAUCCACACUGCUUCUUCAGCCUAAUACUUGAUGAUGGAAGAUCCAAAGAAACAGUUGAACCAGAAAGACCCAUCAAAGCCAAAUAAUUCAGCUAACACGUUUUGUAACCAGUGUGUUUCUCAGAAGCAAUAAGAUUAUGUGGAUCAGCUGGUAUGCUUUGUGUUUGGUGAAAAGAAGCUUAUUUAAAUUAAGAGAGCCAGAAAAUCUGUGUCUCAGUCCAGAAGGAAGAUGGGUUCCCCAGAAGACCCUGACUAUCCUCAAAUCAUUGUGCAAUACAGCAAUGGAUUUUUAAUCUCAAAGGUUAUGUUCACUGCCUGUGAGUUGGGGGUGUUUGAUCUUCUUCUGGAGUCAGGAAAGCCUCUGUCUUCAGAUACCAUUGCUGCAGGUCUGGGUGCCAGCACCAUGGGGAUGAAAAGACUGCUGGAUGCCUGUGUGGGAUUGAAGCUCUUGGCAGUAGAGAUGACACAAGAAGGAGCCCUCUACAGAAACACAGAAAUUUCCAAUGUCUACCUUACAAAAUCAAGUCCAAAGUCUCAGUAUCAUAUUAUGAUGUAUUAUUCAAACACAGUCUACUUGUGCUGGCAGUACCUGGCUGAUGCUGUGAGAGAAGGAAGAAACCAAUAUGAAAGAGCUUUUGGUGUUUCAUCUAAAGACCCUUUUGGAGCAAUGUACAGAUCAGAUGAAGAAAUGCUAAAAUUCAUGGCUGGCCAGAACUCAAUAUGGAGUAUAUGUGGCAGAGAUGUUCUUGCUGCAUUUGACCUUUCCCCUUUCACGCAGAUCUAUGACCUGGGAGGAGGUGGAGGAGCUUUGGCCCAAGAGUGUGUUUCUUUAUAUCCAAGUUCUACCGUCACAAUUUAUGACCUGCCCGAAGUUGUGCAGGUGGCCAAAGAACAGUUUGUUUCCCCCGAGGAGCGUCAGAUCACUUUCCAUGAAGGAGACUUCUUUAAUGAUUCAAUACCUGAAGCUGAACUGUAUAUUUUAUCCAAGAUACUGCAUGAUUGGGAUGAUGACAAAUGCAAACAACUGCUGGCAAAAGUCUACAAAGCUUGCAAACCUGGUGGGGGAGUGCUGCUGGUUGAAUCCCUUCUGAAUGAAGAUAAAAGUGGGCCUGUAGAAACCCAACUGUAUUCAAUGAAUAUGUUGGUCCAGACAGAAGGGAAAGAACGAACAGCAUCAGAGUACAGCAAGCUCCUGGAGGCAGCUGGCUUUGGAGUGAUUCAAGUAAAGAGGACUGGAAAACUCUAUGAUGCUAUGUUAGGAAGGAAACAGUAGUAUGUGUUU
Messenger RNA from Passer domesticus (house sparrow), 1661 nucleotides. It is a transcript of the gene ASMT, whose product is annotated as acetylserotonin O-methyltransferase. The transcript is spliced from 8 exons. Gene Ontology annotation, biological process: melatonin biosynthetic process; methylation. The record is from RefSeq and is a predicted model, not a curated record. Lineage: Eukaryota; Metazoa; Chordata; Aves; Passeriformes; Passeridae. Bases 609 to 1652 code for a protein of 347 amino acids. Gene Ontology annotation, molecular function: acetylserotonin O-methyltransferase activity.